Colossoma macropomum (tambaqui) is the source of this 1026-nucleotide messenger RNA. Its product is annotated as SPEG neighbor protein-like. Gene Ontology annotation, molecular function: protein binding. Gene Ontology annotation, biological process: homophilic cell-cell adhesion. The record is from RefSeq and is a predicted model, not a curated record. Bases 196 to 891 code for a protein of 231 amino acids. Gene Ontology annotation, cellular component: plasma membrane. NCBI's taxonomy places the organism in Eukaryota, Metazoa, Chordata, Actinopteri, Characiformes, Serrasalmidae. The transcript is spliced from 5 exons.
AACACUUGGUGUCCAUCUUUUAUCAACCUUGACAAGCCAAGACCCCCCAAAGAAGGAUCCAAGAAAGGAGGAAUGCUGGUUUGGGAUUUGUAGGCCUCCUCUAACUAAACCAGAAUUGCCCCAGUGGAGCCCUGCUUAUAAAGCUGAGGUGCAGGCAACCCUGAGCAAGAGGAAAGAGUCAGAAGCCUGUCUGGGAUGUCCAAAGUCAAGGCUGCACCCCCACCAGGGUGCACAAUCAACAUUAAUGACCCUCAAGUACAAGAAGCAGCGAUCCGCAUCCAGGCUUCAUACCGGGGACAUCGGUCAAGAAAGGAGCUUCGUGAAAAGGGGCCCCCGAAGUUCCUGCAGGAGCUAAAGGAUGUGCUUCUGGUGGAAGGAAGUGCUGCCAAGCUGGAUUGCCGAGUCAGCGCUUUCCCUGACCCCUUCAUCGUCUGGUUGAAGGACGGGAAAGAGCUGAAAGAUGGACCUAAAUAUCGCUAUGUGUUUGAAGACCCUGAUGUUGUAGCGCUUGUGGUGCGUGAUGGGGAGCUGGCUGAUCUGGGCAGAUAUACCGUUACUAUCAAAAACCCCUUUGGCCAGGCGUCCGGUUCUGCCUGCAUCAUAGUGGAGGUUCCUGCUAAAGUUAACAAGGGUCCGGACAGUGUAAAAGGCAAGAGAGGGACCACGGUGGUGCUGAAGGCCGAUAUCAGUGGGGAACCGCCCCCCGACGUGGGCUGGCUCAAGGAUGGAGAUGAUAUAGAAGAGGACGAAAGAGUAUUUUUUGAUGUAGGAGACACCAACACCAUCCUGACCAUCAAAAACGCUCGGCCAUCGGACUCAGGAAAGUACGAGGUGUUUGUGGAAAAUAACCUGGGAACAGACCAGUCUUUCGCUCGAGUGGACAUCCUGUGAGAGACUCAGUGAAGCUCUUCUGUUUUUUCCUUUUCUGUCUGUUUUCGUCUGGUCUUCCUUGUAGGCUCCUCCCACUCUGUGUCAAGCUGAGUUCCAGCUGUUACAAACCUACAAUAAAUAUUAAACUGAAAGGUU